AUGUCCAAAAAUGGACGUAAGCGUUAUAGCAUUGGUGUCCGUUCUCAACAUUGGCAACUCCGGUCGUUGAUCAGCGCGGAAAAGCAAAAUAUUGUGUACUUUCCCGGAGGAAAUGGCAGCAACCAUGUCCAGCGACUCAACACAUUUACCAAAGAAUGCGAAACCAUCAAGCUCCUUACCUUUGCGCCGCGAUGCCUAGUAGCCGAGAAUGGAUGGUUAUGCUGUGGAAGCGAGAAUGGCGAGUUUGUCGCCAUUAAACUCGAAGAUGCAAUUGAAAGCAAUAGGCAGCCGUUGCUGGGAUUGCAUUUGGAUGCCGAAACGAGACACCAACUGAACCUUGGAGGAGCCAGCCGUGACGAUCCCCUACUUGCUCUUCUUGCCCACGCACGCCGUUCAAGCAAGAGCUUGAUCGCCAAGAGCAUGAAACUUGCCAAGGACCGAGUGAACUGCGUCACUCUGUGGUUCCCUCCGGCAUUGACACCUCACGAAGCUGGAUCUUAUACCGAGCCUGUCGCUGUUCUGGCCAACAACGACCGCACCGUUGUUCUUGUUAGUUUACGCGAAUUCGAUCAAAACGAGAAAAUAGAACCCCUCGAUGUCGUAACAUAUCCCGAUUUCGUCAACCGAGCAAUACUGUCCCCUGACGGUCGAAUGCUAAUUGCGAUUCUUGAUGAUCCGUACCUCUACGUCCAUGAACGGAUCGAAACAGAAGGAGGCAUCUCAACACCUCCAGCUAGCGAAGAUGGCGGAUAUCGAUGGGAACAGAGACAAAGAUUUCUACUCAAAAGUCAAAGAAAAGAUGAUAGGUCGGACAGCCGGGGAAGUUUUGCGGCAUGCUUCUCGCCAUCGGGUGCUUACCUAGCAAUCGGAACACAGCAUGGCACAAUUUCUAUCUUUGACGCUACUCUCCUCCUCGACCCUUCUGCGGACCCUCUCAUCACCACCUUCAAAUCAUCUCGCCCAGAAAGUGGUCCUGGAGCUAUUCGAGACAUGGCAUUCUGCCCUGGUCCUUUUGAUAUUCUCGCCUGGACAGAAGAUAAAGGCCAUAUUGGUUUCGCUGAUAUGCGAAGCAAUUUCAUCAUUCGGCAGAUAGUUGAUAUCAAUGUUGAGGCUGACUUUCGACAUAUCGACAUACUCGAUCGAAACACAAUCGACCCCCGGCUUCUGGACGGCAACUCGGACAGGAGGUCCAAUCGAUCCCCCCCUUCGGGAAGUACACGUACACGUCGACAGGGCGAAGCAUUGGAGACUUUGAACCAGCCUCUCACACCCAAUGAAACCGUUGUCCUAGAGGCGAUUCAAGGUGAUCGAAGACGACGUGAACGAGCGGCCUUAAGAAGCGCCGAAGAACGAGCUCGUGAUGGUGGGACGUCAGAUUUAGCCCUGACCUACCUGUCAAGUUUACGGCCGUCAGCCGCUGAUGGCGAAUCUCCCAGACCCAGACAGCGCAGCAGUAGUGUGGGCCGGGCAAUGGGCGAUAUUCUUGGCUCCUACCGAGAGCAGAGAGAGCGUCAACAGGAGCGCCUUCGCAAUGCCAGGCAGCUCACUCGUGAAGGUUCUGAUGGUCAACAACCUCAAUCAGCAUCAACAAGACGGACAGAACAAAGAUGGGUGGACAGAGUCGAGGAAACGGUAGCAGCCAUGCGGGAUCAGAGAGAAAGACAAGAUUCGUCCUAUCUGAAUGUGCUUGAAUUUUUGCAGGCCAGAGAGCGCCCUUCAAAUGACACGGACAAUGAAGACUCGUCACUCCUCGUACCUCUAGUCAACCAAGUUGUCAAUCGCUGGGAAGAGAGCGCGAUCCGAGGAACUCUAGCGACUGAUCAUGGAGUUUUCGAGGUGCCUCCGUCCCCAGACAAUACCGCAGGUUUAGCCUGGACCGAAGACGGUCGUACCUUGUGA
Molecule: messenger RNA, 1899 nt
Organism: Metarhizium acridum CQMa 102
Lineage: Eukaryota; Fungi; Ascomycota; Sordariomycetes; Hypocreales; Clavicipitaceae
Molecular function (GO): protein binding
Source: RefSeq, a predicted model, not a curated record